Molecule: messenger RNA, 4288 nt
Organism: Marchantia polymorpha subsp. ruderalis
Lineage: Eukaryota; Viridiplantae; Streptophyta; Marchantiopsida; Marchantiales; Marchantiaceae
Source: the annotation of a GenBank genome assembly
CUUGCUUGCAUUAUACAAGCCCUCGCUGCCCCGUAACAUCAAAUAUGACAGAUUCCUCGACUUGCAUCUGCCCUUAGCGUCCACCGAUUCCAACACUUGACAUCAACCAAGCGUCUGUUGGCGAAUUUUAUGUCGAUUCUUUCGAACGAGCUUCGAUGGAGGCCGAAGACAAGCUCUGUAGGAGGCACAUCCUAAUGGGCCACGAAUCGUGCAGAUGGUCGCACAAAGCUGGCCAUUUCAGUAAACAGAGAACGACAGUGGACUCCUGGUGGUGUUUUCGGGCUCCGAGCGAGCUGAUUCCAGUCUCUCGAGUACACCUUCCGUGGCGGGCUCUUGCUCGAAGUAUUGGACAAUUGCGAAGAAUUGAAACAAUGGCUGCGCCGAAGUCUCAAUUUUAAAGGAUUCUUUGAAACGAAGGAUGGGAGAAGGUCCAUCGCUUAGUAGUGUACGAGAAAGCACACAAAUCGGUAGGGAAAAAUGCGAACGCAUGUCCUAAGGUCGCCUCGAAUUCCAACAAUGAAUGAAGGUACGGGGCCAAGUGAGAAAUUUUAGCGGAGACAGUGCUCAAUCGUGGAUCGAGAGACGGAGGUCAAAAAAUGUGGUUAUGUUGUCGAAGCUCCAGCUCCAGCUCCGUCGCUGCGCAGAGAUUAUUUCUGCGAGCCCUCGCUUCGCAUUCUCCAGCGAGUGCGGAAUCCGGAAGCGGCGCAGAGCCGAGGGAGGGCGCCGGCGAUGAGCACGCGCAGCGGAGCAGCGGCGGGAGGUUUUCCAGGGCUUUAGGCGCCGCAAGGCCUCGGUCGAAUUUCGAAAAGCAGCGGGUUCCUCCCGCCGCCGGCAUUCCGAGAGCCCGAGCGAAUGUGCCCUUCAGGGACGAAGAAGACGAGCCCGGACGACGCAGGUUUCGAGAUCCGUCGAGGGCUCGGGGCGGCGACAAUCUGCUGCAGCGAUCUGCAAUUUCCGAGCGUGAGGAGCCGAGAGAGCAGGACCAGCAGCAGGCGCAGCAGCGGCAAUCUCGCGAGGAGGACGGAAGCCUUGAUGGCGGCACUCGGAGGCUUGGUGGCGCCCGAGCAACGUCGGCGAAAAUUCGUCCGGAUCAGGUCCGUGGUCGUGAUGAUGGUGCGGCAUUUGACAGGUCGUCAAGGGAACGACCGCAUUACGGGUAUCGGUUGAAACGAGAUGGGCCCGAGAUCGGCGAGUUUCGCAGACUCGAUGGUCCGAGUUUGUCCAGUAGAAUUUUUGGUGAAGAUGGUGCCGAGGAGGAAGUGACGACGCCACGCUCUGGACACAGGGAUUCAUGGAAAUCCAGACAAGAUCGCGAAUUCUCUGACUCUGACGAGGAAUUGGAAGGUAGGGAUUCCAGUCUCCAGCUCCUGGACGAUGAGGUGCGUCCUCGCUCUCCAGGGUUCCCGCGUCGCCAGGAAGGAGAGAAAAAGUGGCAGUAUGCAGUAAGAAAGAAGCAGCAGCUGGCAGGAUGGAAUCGGGGAAAGGUGAAUAAAUCUCCUCAUGUUACUUUCAUGGAUGAUGAAGGACUGGGGCAUGUCCCACAGGGCGAUGAGUGGAGGCGUAAGAAGUUGGAGUGGUUGUGUAGGGAGCUUGUCGGUCUGAAACCUCGUGGUGUUGUCACUAUUCUGAACGAGCAGCGCCCGUGGAUCAAAGGCGAAGACGUCAAGUACAUCGUCGAGCACCUGUUGAAGAUGGAUCAAUUUCUGCGUGCCCACAGAGUUUUGAAAUGGGAAAUGCAGCAGCCUUUUUAUGAGUUCAAUUUUGAACUCAAUACUCAAGUGGCGAAUGCUCUCGGGGAAAACAAAAAGUUAAGCAGGACGAGAGACAUAUAUGAUCUGAUGAUCCAGAAUGGACACGUGCCUGAGCUCUCCACCUAUGUUUUGCUUAUCAACUGCUAUCUGGAGGAAGGUACCACCGACACUAUCCUGAAAGGUUUGUAUCUGUACAAUCAAAUGAUGCAGCUGGGUGGACAUGAGCCUCCUGCCAGUCUUCGCUUUAAAUUGUUCAAGGCCCUCGCUCAAAAGAAUCUUACGCUUAUCGAAGAGGCAGAUGAGGUUUUUGACGGCAUCCGCGCAGCUGGUCUGGUGCCAACUGAAGAGAUGUACCAACACCUGGUUUUGCUGCAUGGAAAUAGCGGCAACCAAAGCCGAGUGGAAUCCCUCACGAAAGAGAUGAAGGACUUGGGGAUAAACAUCGGUGAAUCAAUAUAUACUGCCAAUGUCAUCAGAGCCUGCGUCAAAGACGUAGAUCUUGCCAAGGCCGAAGAAUCUUUCAGUGAGCUGAAGAAGGUGUGGGUGAAGCCUAUUCCAUCGGUCUAUGCUGCCCUGAUCAAGCUGUAUGGCAAAUCAGGUCUGCCCGACAAAGCCUUCGAGAUGUUUCAGGAGAUCAAGCAUAGUGGGAUUAGUAUAAACAUCAAUGUCUACGAAGCAAUGAUCGAAGUCUCUGCCGCUGCUGGAAACAGAGAGCAGGCAGAGCAACUUGUGGAAGAAGCGGAGGCAAGGGGCUUAGAGUCCAUGCAGGGUUGCUACAAUGCCCUGAUUCGUAUGUACUCAGAGCUCGGACAGUUGGAAAAGCUGGAAAAAGUUUUCCAUGAAAUGCCGAGCAAACGCCAUUAUCCCAAGAUUGCUUCCUACAAUGCUCUUCUCGAGGCUUACGUGACACACGGCCUCGUAGAAAAGGCAGAGGCGCUCUAUGAAGUGGUGAAAAAGGAAAAGAGGAUCGCUGCCAAUCCCAAGACCUACGAACUUUUGAUCAAGGCAUACGGGAAGCUGGGAGCCUCGGCGAAACUGAAUGCAGACUACAAGGAGAUGGCUGCUCAUAAGAUGGGCGUCCCCAAGGGACCAGCAGCUGACAUUCUGAAGGAUGCUCUCAGUCCUAGAGAGAUCACAGCUCUGAAAAACUCCAAGCUCAAGCUCUACAAGAAUCAACGUGAAGUGCUGGCCGGCGUGCUCCUGGGUGGAGCGAGGGUUGAAAGUCACGAUAAGAACAGAACCUACGAGCUGCAUUUUGAGCUGGAUCCUGAUGAUCAAGUCGGUGCACUGCUGCUCAAGCACUUAUACCAGCUAUUCGCCGACUGGUCUGUGGAAGGUCCCAAAGAACGGCUGUCCGAGGAUCCUAAACGACCUUCUGAGACCAGGAAGGUCCUCGCGUUCAGGACGGUCAGUCAUGGAUCGUUCAGAUUUUUUGCUCACCAGUACAGGCCUGAUGGGAAACCAAAAAUCCCUAGACUGAUACAUCGCUGGCUCAGCAAUCAGACUCUGGCCUAUUGGUACAUGUACGGUGGUAAGAGGUGUGCUCAGACCGGAGGCAUUAUUUUCAAUGCUUCUGCUUACAGCAGUAAGGAACUGACGCUGGUGUUGGACGCAUUGAAGACCAAGACAAUCGAAUGUGAGAGGAGACAGUCGGGGGACAAGCAAAGUCUUCUUGUUACAGGAAAGUCUGCUUUCUGGCUGUGGAAGUUGAUGCAGCCCUUCAUUGUUGCUGGGGCGAGAGAUUUCUUAGAACCUGAAGACAAAUUGGUCAUUCCAACUUCGAAGACAUAGGUCACAGCUUGUGCACAGGAGUAGAGCGUUCUAUUCCGAGCGGACCGUGGAGAAGAGAGUGCACAGCUUGGUAUCGUUGAUGUUUAAGUUUCUGCUGAAGACGGGAAGGAACAGGUUUCCAUGUGUUCCUUCUCCAAGCUUAGCAAGUGCCAUGGGUCUGCAGUUGUGCCAUCGAGGGCUUCAUGGUCAAAUUUUGAUAGCUCCGAGAAGAUACGAAUGUUAAGUAGAUGAGAGUCCUUCUGAGCCCGUAAGUUGUCUAGAAAGCCAAUCGUCGCAAGACAGGGUGCUGAGACGACGAUUCCAAAACCUGGCUAUAUAGUGUUAGCGAAGGGUGUAAAGCCUUUACAGUAUGAAAGAUGAUUUUUCACGAGGCAAGGAGUUUUGUUGUUACUACCGGACAUAUUUUUUUCUGUCCUGGAAGAAACCGGAAUCAGAGCAUGUCGAGAGCGAAGGUAAUAGCUAUUGUAAUAUCAUGAAAUCACCUCAACGACUUGCAAAAAUCUUGUUCGAUACAUGUCAGCUUCUUUUAGGCAACAUCCUUUUGAUCAAAUUGAGGGCCGGUUCUUGGCUGAGAAUGGAUUGCCUACAUAUAUCAUCUCAAGGGUACCUCACUUGCUUCGUUGAAUAUUAAGAUGAUGCAGUGACACGGUCCUGGCCGACUAAAGUUGGGCAUUUGCAACACUCUAAACUAAAACUCACAGCUUUGAUUGCAACUGACCGCGCAGAGUUCUGUCAAAGCGAAGGCU